UCGUACCAUUUUUAUUUUGAGAAUUCAGAUUAGGUAGACAUGUGACCUACGUACGAAUUGUGUAUGUAUGUGCAUCACUCAUGCAUGCAUAUAUGCAUAUGUAAAUUUUAUAAACCCUUUGUCUUUUUCUCAUUUUACUCAUGUGGGAUUACAUAUUGGCUCACUACAAAGCCAAUUUGUUAAUGUAAUGGUGUAAUAUAUAUACACACACACACACACCCUAUGCACUCCGACUGAAAAACUUAACCCCAGAUCAGAAAAAGAAUCUUGCUUCGACCAUCUCCAUUUCUCCACAUUCAGUAGCUUCUCCUCCAUCAUGGAUUAUGAAAUUCCUUCUUUUCCAAUUAUCUUGGCCUUUCUUGUUUUCUUGUUGAUGCUGCUGAGAAUAUGGAGCAAUAAGUCAAAUUCAGUUGCUCCUCCUUCUCCAUGGAAGCUACCCCUGAUAGGAAACAUUCACCAAAUGAUUGGCUCUAUGCCGCAUCAACGCCUACAUGAUUUAGCCAUCAAAUAUGGUCCUCUUAUGCAUCUUCAGCUUGGUGAACAGUCCACCAUUGUUGUUUCUUCUCCAGAAGUUGCCAAAGAAGUAAUGAAAACCCAUGACAUUAUUUUUGCAUCCAGACCUUAUAUUCUUGCCCUGGAGAUCCUGCUCUAUAACAGUAGUAGUAUAGCGACUUCACCAUAUGGAGAUUACUGGAGACAGAUGCGUAAAAAUUUGACAGUGGAGCUCUUAAGCAUACGAAAGGUUCAAGUUUUGCGAUCCAUCAGAGAGGAAGAGGUAUCGAAGUUUGUUAAAUCCAUUUCUUCAAAUGCAAGGUCCAAGAUCAACCUCAGCGAGAUGUUAAUUUGGUUAACGUAUUCAAUCACUACACAGACGACAGUUGGUGGGAGUUGCGAAAAGAAUGGAGCAUUUGUACCACUUAUAAGAGAAAUCGUAGAGGUUACCUCUGGUUUCAGUUUUGCUAAUAUGUUCCCUUCCAUCAAGUUGUUGCAUCUAAUCAGUGGCAUGAGAACUCGCCUUGAGAAGUUGCAUCGUGAAGUCGAUAAGAUACUUGAGAGCCUCAUCCAGGAACAUAGAGUUAACAAGUCAAGAAUCGACUCCACUGAAGAGCUUGCUGAUGAUUUCUUGGACAUUCUCUUGAAUCUUCAAGCACAUGGAGAAUUUCAGUUCCCCUUGACAACAGACAACAUCAAAGCACUUGUAAUGGAAGUUUUCUUGGGUGGGAGUGAAACAACAAGUACAGCUUCUGAGUGGGCAAUGUCAGAAUUGCUAAAGAAUCCAAUAGUGAUGGCAAAGGCUCAAGCAGAGGUGAGGCAGGUCUUCGACGGAAAAGGAUAUGUAGAUGAAGCUGGACUCGAAAAACUAGAAUUUUUGAAAUUAGUCAUCAAAGAAACUCUAAGGUUACACCCUCCCCUUCCAUUGUUACUCUCAAGAGAAUGCAGAGAGAGAUGUCAAAUUAAUGAAUAUGACGUACCGGUCAAAACCCAAAUCAUCAUUAAUGCAUGGAGUAUUGGAAGAGAUCCUAAAUAUUGGAUUGAUGCAGAGAAGUUUUAUCCCGAGAGAUUCAUCAAUAGUUCGAUAGACUACAAGGGGAACAACUUUGAGUUUAUCCCUUUUGGUUCUGGUAGGAGGAUGUGCCCUGGCCUGUUGUUAGGCAUAGUGACUGUUGAGCUUAUACUUGCAAAGUUACUUUACCAUUUUGACUGGAAGCUCCCUGAUAACAUGAAUCAAGAAGAACUAGACAUGACUGAGAGUUUUGGUUCUGCAGUUGGAAGAAAAAAUGAUCUGUAUUUAAUCCCCAUUCCUUACCGUGCUAUUGCUACACUUUCUCAGUAAAAAGCAUGUCCUUAUGGAUAAUAUAGAGGGUUGAGAGCUGAAGCUUGUCUGCUGUGCUUAGUUGCUGUUUUAAUGUUGACUGCCAUGUCAUAUGGCUUUAUUGUAUUUGGUCGUGUGUUUGUGGUUGUGAUAUGUAAGCUGGUUCAAGAAGAUAAAUCUAGGCCUUGUCUUAUUCAUCGUGUGUUCUUGUUAGUUAAUGGUGUACUCGAAAUGAAUGAAUCAAGUAUUGUUGUAGUUCUGCUGAA
This is a messenger RNA of Tripterygium wilfordii, 2079 nucleotides long. RefSeq names its product cytochrome P450 71D9-like. The record is from RefSeq and is a predicted model, not a curated record. Gene Ontology annotation, molecular function: monooxygenase activity; heme binding; iron ion binding. Bases 317 to 1834 code for a protein of 505 amino acids. NCBI's taxonomy places the organism in Eukaryota, Viridiplantae, Streptophyta, Magnoliopsida, Celastrales, Celastraceae. The transcript has 2 exons.